AUAACAAAAUAGCGCCGUCGAACUAAAAAAAUCUCUAAAAUCUUUAUUCAAAGCGCAACAAAUUUGUGUUCGUUAGCUGUUGUAGCGAAAUGGGAAAAACCAGUAAGGAUAAACGUGAUAUCUAUUACCGGCUAGCGAAAGAGGAAGGAUGGCGGGCACGCAGUGCCUUCAAACUUAUCCAUAUCGAUGAAGUAUUCAACAUUUUCGAAGGUGUAACGAGAGCAGUCGAUCUUUGUGCGGCUCCGGGUAGCUGGAGCCAGGUCUUGUCUAAGAAACUUUACGAGAACCGAGAUAAGGAUGCUGAUGAUGUAAAAAUUAUUGCUGUUGAUUUGCAAGCCAUGGCCCCUCUUCCGGGCGUAACACAACUUCAAGGAGACAUCACUAAAAUUACCACCGCUAAUGCUAUAAUCGAGCAGUUUGGAAACGGCCAGAAAGCUCAACUCGUAAUCUGCGACGGGGCACCCGAUGUAACAGGGUUGCACGACAUAGAUGAGUACAUUCAGUCUCAGCUUCUGCUAGCGGCACUCAACAUAACAACCCAUGUUCUGGCACUUGGUGGCACAUUCGUAGCUAAGAUCUUUCGCGGAAAAGACACCACACUGCUGUAUUCGCAACUGAGAAUCUUUUUCGAGAAAGUUUCCAUUGCUAAACCAGCCAGUUCACGAAACUCUAGCAUUGAGGCCUUUGUGGUUUGCCAGAACUAUAAACCACCGGAAGGCUAUAUUCCGCAGAUGAUCAACCCAAUGCUAGACGACGUGCAAAAGAUCGCCACCGAAACUGAGUCGGAAGUAAAUCGAUCAAUCAUUCCCUUCAUCGUUUGCGGUGAUUUGCGUGGGUUUGAUUCAGAUAUGUCUUAUAGUUUGAAUCUGGAUCCCGAAAAAGACUACGAAUAUCGAGAUGUGGUUCAGAAGCCGUUGGCUCCGGCUUACAGCGAAGUUCUCGAACGCAUGAAAACGACUUCGUUGAAACAUGGCAGUAUCAAAGUUGAAUAUGACAAAAAGAAAGAUUAGAUUUUUUCGCUUUGACUGGAGAAAGCAUUCGAACGUUGAAGUGAUCCGUACUUAAUCAGUAUACGUUGUAAACUGUACUGUAGAAAAAGUCAGACGUAAUGAAAGUGAACAAUUUAGCUGGCUGACAUCAAAAGAAAGGAUCGUUUUUAUGUUUUUAUCCGCUUGAUCUAGAACACUUACAUUUAAAGUUUAAAGUAAAGUUUCGAAAAUAUACAAUAUAAUUCCGCGCGGA
This is a messenger RNA of Sabethes cyaneus, 1242 nucleotides long. It is a transcript of the gene Trm7-32, whose product is annotated as putative tRNA (cytidine(32)/guanosine(34)-2'-O)-methyltransferase. Lineage: Eukaryota; Metazoa; Arthropoda; Insecta; Diptera; Culicidae. The transcript is spliced from 3 exons. Gene Ontology annotation, cellular component: cytoplasm. Gene Ontology annotation, biological process: cytoplasmic translation; tRNA methylation. Gene Ontology annotation, molecular function: tRNA methyltransferase activity. The coding region runs from base 90 to 1010 and encodes 306 amino acids. The record is from RefSeq and is a predicted model, not a curated record.